Molecule: messenger RNA, 10492 nt
Organism: Manduca sexta (tobacco hornworm)
Lineage: Eukaryota; Metazoa; Arthropoda; Insecta; Lepidoptera; Sphingidae
Gene: CdGAPr
Product: GTPase-activating protein CdGAPr
Exons: 26
Coding region: 927-5690 (1587 amino acids)
Biological process (GO): small GTPase-mediated signal transduction
Molecular function (GO): GTPase activator activity; protein binding
Source: RefSeq, a predicted model, not a curated record
GGCAACACCGUCAUCGACCGCUCGCAGUGCGCGGCGGCGCGGAGCGGGGGUAUAUCGCUGUCAAAUUCCAUAAUACAAUCGGAGAUGUAUUUUCGCGAUUAAUUAAUUAGAAAAAGCUUUUUACUGAAUUAAUUCGCAGUUUAUUGCCCAAUUCAUUACGUUUAUAACGUUUCGUUAACACGAUAGCCGGGACGGUCACGCGGUCGCCCCCAUACCACAGUGAAUUCCGUACGCUCUUGGAGUCGCGCAUCUAUUUUUGUUUUGUAGCCCACUUUUAUUGUAAAUAUUGUUUUUGGUGUCGAAACUGCGGUGUUGGUGUUGAUUUUUUUAAACCUUUUUCGUCGAUAGCCAGCGUACCGUGAAGAUUGAAGGCGUGCGCCGCCUGAAACGCACUGACUUUCGAAAUUUUCGUCUCUGGUGAUGUGAAUUUGUGCCAACGAGAGUACUCUAAGGUUUAUUGUGUGCUAAAAGUGCUGUGCCAAAUGUUAAUACAGUGAUAUUUGUGCGAAAACUUCGUAAAAAAUAAAAUUGUAGGCAUUAAAAAAAUAUAUAUUUAAAUUUAGAACAAUAGGCUGUAGAGUAUCUUCGAGUGUUAUAAAGGUGACUAAUUAACAGUAAAUAAACACGAAUAUUAAAAACGGAAUUUCACAUAAAACAACACAAAAUGAAACCAAUCACUACAAACAAAGACAAUUUCACAUCUAAACAAGCGUAACAGUGAUUCAAGGCUACAAAACCGAAAGUGAUCCAAACACAGUGCAACUAAAUGGCAGUUUUUUGUUUAAAAUUGCAUUAUUUUAGUUGUUUGAAGCCAUGAGGCGAGUGUUCGGCGUCUGUUCGGACAGUUGGCUCCUCUGCGGACAGAAUGUGAGGGAAACAGUCAAUCCCCAAACACAAUAGAUGUUGGCUCUCCCCACGGGUCUGUGAUGUCGUGCCAGUCGCUCGCGGCGCGCGCGUUCGCCGAGCCAGACAAGGACGGCGUCACACACUGCUCGGGAUUUCACAGGUCUGUAAGAUUCAGUUCGGACUCGCGAAGUUCUACAAGAACGCCAAAUGAGCCAGAAUGCAAGCGGGAAACGCCAGGUUCGAUCUCGCUGACGGCGCUGGCGGUGACGCCGGUGACGUCGCAGAGCUCCGCCAUGAGCCAGUCUGCGCCGCCCUGCUCCACACCCUUCGACUUGCCGCACACGCCGCCGCCGCCGGUGCCGUCGUGCCGGUUCCCGAAGCUGGAGGACUGCGCGCACUUCCACUAUGACCGCGUGUCGCUCGGCGGGCUCGCCAUCGAGACCGUGCCCUGCGACGAGGACUGCGUCGACUCCGCGGACGAAGGUUGGGUGUGCCUCAAGGUCCGUUCUCACGUGAACUCGUCGUGUUCUGAGUGGCUGGAGGGCCGCGCGCUGGCCUGCAGCUGGUCGGAGCCGGGCGACGCCAGGGACUGGACGCUGCUGCGGAACAGGACCAACUUCCUCGCGCUCGACGACAUGCUGCACAGAUGUAUAUACGACAGAAAAGUGUCAGGCCUGCCGAACCUCACGGAGAAGAUGACUCCAGCGCUGAUGCAGGACGAGGAGGAGUACCGAAGGCUGAUAUCGGACUACGUGCAUCACCUGUCCAUCAUCGCCGACGACUCCAUCAACUGCGGACCGGUUUUGAACUGGCUGCAGAUGGAUAAUAAAGGUCACAAACUGUUAGUGGCGAAUGAAGACUCGAGCUCCAUAAACACGCCUGCCGUAGCGGCGGCCUACUCCGUCAGGAAAUAUGUGUCACAGGCUCGAGACGAAAUCAGUUUUGAAGUGGGUGACAUGAUAUCCAUCAUUGACAUGCCUGGUCCGCAGGAGUCGCUGUGGUGGCGCGGCAAGCGCGGGUUCCGCGUGGGGUUCUUCCCGCGCCACUGUGUCGCCGUCAUCGGCGACAAGGUGCCGCGCCACAUGACGCAGCCGCCGCCCAUCGUCGGAUCGGUGGCGGUCGCUCCAAUCAAACCGGUACUGCGUAAACACGGCAAGUUGAUAUCGCUGUUCCGCAGCUUCAUACUGUCGCGGCCGUCGCGGCGCAGCCUCAAGCAGCAGGGCAUCCUGCGCGAGAGGGUCUUCGGCUGCGACCUCGGCGAGCAUCUGCUCAACUGCGGCGAGGACGUGCCGUGCGUGGUGGUGUCGUGCGCGCGCGCCAUCGAGCAGCGCGGCGCCGUGGACGGCGUGUACCGGCUGUCGGGCGGCUCGGCGCUCACGCAGCGCCUGCGCGCGCAGUUCGACGGCGCGCACGCACUCGACGCGCGCGCCGCGCCCGACCUCGCCGUGCCCGACCCGCACGCCGUGCCCAGCCUGCUCAAGAUGUACUUCCGUGAGCUGCCGAACCCGCUGUGCACGUACCAGCUGUACGAGCGGUUCGUGAAGGCGGUGCAGGUGCCGGACGAGGCGGCGCGGCUCGCGGCCGUCAGGGACGUGGUCGUCAAGCUACCACCGCCACACUACAGAACGAUGGCGUACCUGAUGCGGCACCUGCGGCGCGUGUCGCUGCUGAGCGAGUCGACAGGCAUGACGGCGCGCAACAUGGCCAUCGUGUGGGCGCCCAACCUGCUGCGCUCCCCCGCGCCGCAGCACGCGCUGCAGGGCGUCGCCGUGCAGGCGGUGGUGACGGAGUUCCUGAUAUGCUACGCGGAGGAGCUGUUUGCGCAGGAGCAGGGGGCAGAUUCAGGACCGGAGUCUCUGGAACAGGAGCAGUGUGAAACACAAGAGGUGGAGCUCCGCGGCACGGAGUCCUGCAGGCGGCCCAAGAGUUUGCCCAUCAAUCCACCCACCAAGCUAUUGAGCUUGGAGGAGGCUCGUCGCCGAGGCCGCGCGAGUGGCUCGUCACCUCCCCGCUCAGCCCCGCCCGCGCCGCCCUCGCCCUCGCCCUCCGCCUCCGCCUCGCCCUCCGCGCCGCUGCGACCCACGGCACACCUGCAGCCGCAGUACAUCGAGGUCGGCUCCGGACCUAACAAUCUGCCGCAGUACCACACCGUGCUCGACUUACCGCUCUCAGGCGCCAAGCGCGGAGUGAAGCGGUCUCCGUCGGGCUGGCGCGGGCUGUUCACGCGCAGCAAGCAGCAGCGCCCGCGCCCCGCGCCGCCCCCGCCGCCGCCCGCCGCCGCCGCCACCGCCGCCGCACAGGAACCUGUUGUGGGCGGAGUGCGUCCGUCCCGUUCGUGCGAGUCGGUGUCGGAGGCGGACACGCUGCCGCCACUCACGCGCAAUCACACACAACCACUACGACAACACGCUCGGUCAUCAUCGUGCGAUUCGUAUUUCGAGCCAUGGCAGGCGGAGCUGGCGGACAUGCGCCUGCGCCUGUCGCCACAAGAGAGAGACAAGCACAUGUUCAGCGAGGAGGACGACCCGCAACAACGGCCUCACGAUGAUUCCCUGUGUUCAACUCCACCGGAAUCCGGGUUGUGCAGUGUGGAGCCAAGUCCCAGGAGGAACUUGCGAGUCGAUAUAGAGGCAGCUAACGAAUUGGCUGAAAGACGUCGCGCGGCGCUGGAGGAGCAGCUGUCGUCGCUCGGCUACAUCGACGGCGAGUCACCGCGCGCGCGCGCCCCGCCCGAGAAGCGAGCCUCCGCGCGACCCGCCAGCCCCGCGCACAGCGACAUCGCCAAGCGAUUAUGCAAAGAUCGCGACAGCCCCAUGGCGCCGCAGACAGAUUUCCAGAACACCGCGAACAACGUCAAACUGAGAGAGAGAAACUCCCCGCGAAAGACAAAGUCGACACGAUACAGCGGUGUACAUCAUCCGGUCGAUGAAAAGACUGUCGCCGUGACGCGACUCAGUUGGCACGGAAAAGACGGACACUCGACACUGAUCAAAAUCGAUUGGCCGGUUGAGAACAACUCUAUGAGUAAUCUGACGACUAGCACGAUAAACUCCAGUCCGAUGACUCCGGCCACUCCGGUGUACGAUCCGUUGGAAAGCGACUCCGAAGUCAGCGAGAGUAACAAACAAACGAUACAGAUUAAAAAUGACGUUUGCGUCAGCUGCGAUAAGGAGACGUGCCUCAAAUGUGAACUGAAGGCCACGGAUUUUGAGUCCAAAGUUUACGAGAACAGUUUGGAUCCAAGUCCUGUGCAUUCCGGAAGCUAUAAUUUAAACAGAUUGUCGGCUGUGUCGACGUCGUCGAACUCCGACCAGGAGAAGAGGGCCAAUGACGUCAUUAAAGUGAUGACGUCGUCGCAUGAGAGUUCUUCAAGUUACUCGAAUGUAAGCUCUAAGCAAGAUGAAUUGUAUGAAUGCUACGGGUUUACAAGACCCAAUUAUAUUAAUUUACAAUCUUCAAGCACCAGCAAAAGCUCUCCAGGAUCUCCUUUAAAAAGCCCAUUGAAAUCUACCAUAAGCAUCACAUUUAGAUCUCCUACCAAAACCAAAAACGAGUUUGAAGGCAUAGACGGAAAUAACACGCCCACAAACGACAGAGAUUCGGUCUACGAAGACAUAGAUUUAGAGAAAAACUUGUCUAUAGUAGAGGAGGCGAGUGUGCCGGAAACGGAUGCAAGUCUGCCAACGCAACAGGCAUGCCAACCUGAGCAUUUUAACGAUGAUCUCAUUAUAUUAGAAACUCCUACAGAGAGGUUCGAAGAUCCAGUAGACGUUUACAGCCAAGUGAAAUUCUUUAAAAAGAGCAUAGAAGAGGUCAACGCACUGAUUUUCGAUUCUCCAGAAACGGAAUGUCAAUACGAAGACGAACAAAGUCAUUACGAAAACGUUAAAUUUGAUAGGCACAACGACUACGAAAAUAUUAAUGUGGAGCUCAAAUUAUGUGACAAGAAACUAGAAAUUACUGAAGUCGAUAAUAAAGAACCGGAUUCCGUGGAGAAGGACAACGGAAAUGUUAUAAAAAAGAAUUUGAAUGUUCGUGAACUAGCGAUUAGGUUUGAAAGUCCUACUGAACAGAAACCACCGUUCACAUUCGAAAAGUUUAAAGCCGAAAUUAAAUAUCCAAGUCUGGAAAGGAAAGAAGACAGGAGGAAAGAAGAUGCCAAAGAUUCGAAAGUUAAACUAGCUAGGAGUUCUAGCAACGCGCGUUCGCUGGACGAAAGCGCUUUCGUUAAAGAAUUUGGUCAUGAAAAGAACUAUGUAGACAGGAGGAAAAGUCUCGAAGUCAGAGACGUUAAAAGAACGACUAAAUUGUUAGAUUUGAAUCUAAAUAUGGCGGACAAUGAAUCUAAAAAUAGUGUAACACCUACAAGUGAAAACAAGAUAUCGUUAAUACAAAGAUUUAAUGAAAAACGACCCACAGACAUCAAAAGCUUAAUCAGCGUUGACACAGAAAAGAAACUAAGCAGAGAAAGGAUAGAGAAAUACAAAGAAGAAAGAAGGAACUUCUUACGAGAGAAAUACAGUUCCCAAUCGUUCAGAAGUAAUCCAGAGCAAUUGACUAGGAUUAAGAUAAAGAAAGAUUUAGACGAUAAAGGCGAUUGUGAGAGGUUGAAUGACCUGCCUAAGUUUGAACGGAGAAAUACAGUGGACCUCGGACAAAGGAUGAGGUUUUCUGUGGCCAAAAGUGCCAACAAUUUGGACACUAUAGCGUCCCCCACUAGUCCUGAGAAAGGGGAACCGAGCGUCGAGUUGAGAGACAGUGAGAGAAAGGAGAAAUCGUCACCAUCGUACAACAUACGCGACAUGACCGCCAUAUUUGAACAAAAAACACAACACACGGGUUGACAACGCGUUUAUUUUUAUUUUAAUUAAAUUUAUAAUUUAACAUACAUGUUGGGUGGUGUGGUUUUGGUAUGUUUGCGGCGUGGAAUAAUUACGUUGAGUUUGUAGUGAAUUAUUGUACAAUGUUUUAUAUACAGUGUGUGUUUUUUGUGUGGAUUGUCAUAUAAAAAAACUAAGGCAGUCAUUAGACAAUGAACUAGAAAAAAAUGCACCAGGUCUAAAUUAAUAUACAUAGUGCAUUUUAGAAAUAUCGAAUAUUUAAUUAAUUAUACAAAGAAAACAUUUUAUCGUCUCAAAUUAUUGUCGUAUUUUUUGGGGCAUAAUACAGCCUAAAUUAUUUUUAAUUCACAAAUACAUUAAUUCAAAACCACGCCAUAAAACAUGCAAGAAGUCGUUUUGUAAUUGUUAUUGUAUAAUUUAAACUUAAUUGUAAAAUGCUUUGUAUUAUGAAAAAGAAAUAUUAAGUUGUGCCUGAAAAUGCUGGCGUGCAGUCUCGGACUAAGGUGAUAGUUUGUUUAUGAUUGUUGAAAGAAAACAUUAGUUUGUUUAAUUUUUUACUGAAAUUGCAAGAUAUAAAAUUGAAUAAAAAAAGAUCUUAAAAUAUUUGUUAAAAAACCUCGUAAAAAUUUAAAAAAAAAAAAAUUACACUGUUAAAGUUUAAGAGGAUUAUAAUAUUUUUCAAAAGCGAACUGAAUUUAGACGAAUCUCAAAACAUGUCAUUAUUUUAUUUAAUGAAUCUACGACUAGUGAGACUCAGUCCGCGACUGCACGAGUGUUUUCCUCUAUAUGUAAGAAUUUGUUACGUUAAAUUAUUUAUUAAUACUAUUGCGUAUUCUUAAUAUGCGCAUUGUCACGGACAGUGGUUCUCAAAGGUAACGCCCUUACAAGAGUGUUAUAGGGGGCAAGACUUAGUAAGUUUGAGUAAAUCAAAUAUUAGCUAGUGUUUCAAGUUUGUUUCUUUUAGAUAGGAAAGAAAAUUAUGUAGGCAAAGUUCUGUGGUGAGGAUAUUCACUAUGCCAUUUGAAACAUCGACAUAUUUUAUACUCAAAUUAUUGGUCACAAAUUUUGUUGAAUAAAUAUUAAAUUUAUAUAAAAAUGUACAAGAACUGUACAAAUUGUAAAAGAGAAUUUGUAGGUCUAAGGAAUUCUCAGAGGGCGUAGUUAAUUUUGAAAACCACUGUAUUACAUUACAGAGACAAUAGACUUGGAAAAUUAUUGAGGAUAAAAAUAUAAUUUGACAGCGUAGCUGUUAUUCACGUCGCUUUGCUGAGGCAGUGGCUACCUCAGGAGAGAAUUGUAUGCUGCAGACAAAUGGGUAAUUCGGACUUGUCAGAGAAAGUCUAAUGUCUGUAUAGUACCGUGACAUUGCUCCCAAUAUCUAACAUCACACCAUUAAACGAGUAUUAUUAAAUAUUAAUUUUCUCAAUAUGUAUAGUUUUUGUUGAACUUUGACAUCAAUAUGGCGUGUGUAUGUGGUUUUGGCAGCUGUUAUGUUAUGUCUAGGUUAGCCCUGACUCGUAAUUGUAUUGAUUUUUUUGUUGUUAUUAAAAAGCAACGUCUUUCUGAUAACUAUGACGUUUUACUUUUUAUAGGUUGUGUUUUUCUACGUUUUCAUAUUUAAAUACGCUGCGUACAUCGCCAUUUUGUUUGUAAAGUUUCACAAAAAAAAUGUUAUGAAUCUCCAGUUUUUUUGUUACACCUUAUGCCUUGGAAUAAGAUCUACUAGCGACAUCUAUACGUGUUCUCUAUUCGAUUGUUGCCAUAAAUUAAAAAAAAUGUAAUAAAAAUGCAUUUAUUAUCUAUAUUUUUGUAAACGGUAUUUAUGGAUAAUGUAGACACUCGUUAUGGAAUUGUAUAGACAUUUUUUUUGCUUUUUGUCUAUUGGUUUUGGUGCCGACAUUUUUGGUCUUAAAAGCCUAAAAGGAACCAACUGUAGUUGGUGAAUAAUUGGUUUUUAUUAUUUGCAAUCAAGUAAACCAUAAACGCAAUUGUCGAUAGUAGUUUGAUCUGCAGGUAUUUAUAGUAUGUCUGGAUGCACUGCGACUGUUAAUAUAACGCCUCGGCGUACGAAAAGGGGAUCAAAAAUGUCGGUACUUGAAACAACCGCGAAAAAUAUUUAAAACGAAAUAGCGUCUCCAAUAACAUAUAAUGAAUCUGUAGCCGCGUGUAACCGAGCAGCGACUAUUAAAUAUAAUAUAGGCUUCGAGCGCGACUUUGCUCGUACAAGUUCUGACCACUAUAUCGUACAAGUUAAGGAGUAAAUGUAAACAAUUAUCUACCUUUACAAUAAUCGAUUGUGCAGAGACACGAGUCGUGAGCACACUCGGGAUUGGUCGGUUUGUUGUCCGAAGCGUCGAUGUGCAGCGUGACUGGUUUCUCGCUCGAUGCUCGAUGUCCAUACACCUUGGUUCAAUUUGUAUAUUCGCGAGCUCGCCCCGCUGUUUACCUGUGCUCAUGAUUCGUGCCGUUAAUUUAUUUGAAGAAAUCAACAGACAAGGUAUUAUGAGAAUGGAGCUAAUUGUUUGCAGUUACUUUUGUCUUAUUCUUCCUGUAUUUAUCUAAUGACUCUAAUGUAUAGAAACAAUAUGCUUUUAUAUUCCAAAUAAUUAAAUGUAGUUGUUACCAGGUUUUUUUGUUGCAUUUAAAUUGAAGUAUUGUGGUUUUAGCCAAUUUCUGGGUAGUCCGAGAUUCAUCUAUUUCUUCAAGAUAUCGGAUACAGUGCCAUAAUGUUGUAUUUUAAAGUUCUGAGGUAUCGCUCAUGUAUACGCCAGCGACCUCUUGUGUAUGUAAUGUAAAAUGAACCUUAUACUGGCUAUAAUAACUUUGUAUUUUACAAAACCUGGUAACAACUAGCGUCACGUAUUUUAAAUUCCAAAUAACUUCCAUUAUUCUUGUUACGAAUGUGUCGUUUAUAUGUUUCUCUUCACAAGUAUAUGUUAAAAAGCAGAAAGAAGUUUUUAUUCUAAAUGCAAAAUCAAAAACUGGUCAUACGAAACUGACUCCUACUAGUUUCAUUGUCAGACAGAAUUUAAAUGUUCCUAAGUAUGCACAGUCGGUUACUAAAGUAGCUGAAUAAAUUAAGAAAUUUGAAACACAGACUUCUGACUACACAUUGACUUAAUUGAAAUAUUCUUUUUUUCAUCUAAAAUAAAGAACAUUUUGAAGUUGAAUUUAGUGACGACGAAACGAUUGUUGAUAGCACACAAAAGUUUAAAGCUGGUUUGAAAUUUUCAAUUUGUUCACCUAAUUUUGUGGCUGAGUGUACCUAUAUCAUUUGAGCUGGUGGACCUUUCCGAGAUCAAAUCUAGUAAGACAAACCUGUCUGGGAGACUUUCGUUUUUGUACUCUGGCAAGACAAAGUGCUAAACAGUCAUCAUCAGUCACAUGAAGUCCACAGCAGAAUAUAAAACUCCCCUAAAGAUUUCCAGACAGACCUGUCAAAGGCCUUUAGGACUAAGCACAAUAGACUAACAAUAGGCGUUGCGUUGCAACAAUUAUGCCGGCUUUGGUCUUUUCGUUGUGAAGAUAAACAUAAAAAUCAAUGUGAAAUAUGACUGUGACACCGCCAAACACUUUUCCAUUUUCUAAAUAAAAAUUUUGUAAAAACAUAAAAAAAUAAUUCCGUUUUGUAAAAUGUAUAAACGACUAUAUUAAUUAGCGUUACUUCUAUUCUGUCGUGGGCGUACUUAGGAUGUGGGGGGCAAAAGAGGAGCCGAUCACAACUAUGGAUUUGAAUAUGGAAUUUAAGAAUACAUUUUUGAUUUUUAAUAUUCAUAUCUGUUUUGUAACGAAUCAUACUUUGAGUAACGGUAAGGUACGUGAAAUUCAAAGUAUGCUUUUGAUAGCGUGAAUUAUAAUGUUAUCUCAAAAUAUAGGCAAUAUGAUAUAAUCUAUCAAGUCUGCCUAUAUUCACGGUCAUCAUCUACAAUGUUAUUGUGUACUAACUUAGGGUUCAGGUGCCUUCACAAUCUCUACUAAGUGCGCCCACACUCUUUCCCAUAUAAAGCGUAAGUGAAAAAUAUAUAAAAGUUUAAGAAACUAUAUGGUUAUUCGCGCGUGCCCAGGGCCGGACUCGGUCGAUCGCUGUGGGGCCCAUUCAUGUGUUACUCGUAUUUCGGAUUUGCCCUGAGUUUUUAGCGUUUUCUAUAAUUGUAUAUGUGCUUUCGAUAUUGUAACAGUAAGUAGAGGAUUUGUAUAUUGGACUAAUUACAUUGUUGAUAAGCGUUGACAGUUUUAUUGUAUGAUUGAUGAAAUUAACUUCGAAACAAAAAAAAGUUGAUAAGAGCUUAAAGGUAUCUUUUCCGUUAACCUGAAUUGAUAAAAGUGGUCAGAAAAAGGAUAGGAUCAAGGACAUUAACAGCUCUGUUGUGAUUAAACUUUAGACGGAAUUCUCUACAUAAAACAUUAAUUCGUUUUAUCCUUCAUGCAAGCGACUGUCUCUGGUAAUUGUAGUGUGAAUAAGCAACGACAUACAAGUCUUCAAAAACGGCUUUAAUUAUAUACAUAAACGUAGUGGUAAAUAAUCGCCCGAUUCGGUCCUGAGCAGUUACUAUUAAAUGUAAAAACAACCGAGCUUUAAGCUUCUCCAGUUAUGAGAGCUGCGCCGGCUGAAGUCGCGUCACUUGCACAAAAUAGUUGGCAAUGUGCAAGGUUCGGCAAUAUAACAUGGGGGGUAUAUGUCAAUGUGACGCGCGACUGCGGCCCUGUAUGAUUUUUUGUGUAAAAUAUACAAUAUUUAUAAGCUUGUAGACGACGUAUGAAGGAAUGGAAAUGAUAUACAAAAUAAAAAGGUAUUAUGAACUAAA